GUGUGGUGUGUGUAUGUAUGUGUGUGUGUGUUAGGAACCAUCCCAGGUCCUCUGGAAGAGCAACGGGUGCUCCUAACUGCUGAGACAUCUCUCCAGCCCAAGUCUUAUAUGUUCAUGUGUUUUUCUGAAAACUCUCUGGACCCUGGUACACAGGGCUUAGCACCCAAGUUCUAUGGAUUACAUCACAGUACCCACAGUACCCAAGAAAGUUCCUAAGUUCUUCCUGUAGUCUUCAGCCAUGCUGGCCAUUCUGUGGCUGGCUAGUCUUUCUCUUCCUGUGCUGUGGGCCCAGAAACUAAUCAACUGUCCGUAUAAGAAUCUGUGCCAGUACGCCUUACUCUCGGGCAAUGACGUGGUCCUGCAGUGUAACCACCCCAAAGCACUAUGGUAUUUUUCUUCAUCUCUGGAGGAUGAACUGUCCCUGCUCAACUCCAUACCCAACGUGAAGAUACUCUCUGGGAGCAACCUGCAAUUACUCAAACCUCAGCCGUCCCAGACAGGGCUUUAUCGCUGUCUGGAUAAUUACAAGGCCCGUGUGGUGGAAUAUGAGAUUGACUUUCAGGAUAUAAGCCUGCUACGUAUCACACACAAAGACCUGGGCCAAAGGCCCCUGGAAAAUGAGACCAUGAACCUAGGAGGCGAGGUACUCGUUUUUACCCACUGGGAUCCUUGGCAAGACUGUAACCGUUGCGAAAAGCCGGGGGAGCGCAAACGACUGGGUUACUGCUACGUGGAGGAGCCGCUAGGAAAACCCAUGCCCUGCUGGCUCUACCUGGGAAAGGAGAAGGUGACCCACAUCCGCCUGCGGCCUGAACUCCAGUUACAAGCCUGCCAGGUGCCCUGUGACACCAUCACAGAAACCACUCAGCCAUAUUUCGUCUUUGACACUCAGCAGCUGGACAAAACCUCCAACCACGGGUGGCUCAGCUGUCCCUUGGCUUCCAUCUACAGGCCUAUUCACUGGGAAGCCAACGACACUGCUCUGACCUGGCAGGACCAGCUUUCUGGCAAGCUUUCUGGCAGCUUAAUGGACCCGGUCAGUGGUGGCCAGCAGCUGCAGAUCUUCCAGCCAGCCAUUUACAGAUGUUUCGUGCAACAGGAACUGAUAGCCCAGUUCAGCCCCGCAGCCUCUGUGGAACUGCUGGAGGCUGAGAGACAAACCAAAGGCCAGGGGCGUUGGCAGCCCAGGGCCCAGCCCGGCAAAGCAGACUCCGUCCUCAGGGGCCUGAAGUUGAUGCUGCUCAUGGUCUCUGUCCUGGUCGUGUGGGGGCUUCUCUGUAAGGUGGUCUUUCGUCCCACCCGGGGCAAGAGGAGGAAUCUGGUCCUCCUGGUGAAAUAA
Arvicola amphibius (Eurasian water vole) is the source of this 1339-nucleotide messenger RNA. It is a transcript of the gene Fam187b, whose product is annotated as family with sequence similarity 187 member B. The transcript is spliced from 2 exons. The record is from RefSeq and is a predicted model, not a curated record. NCBI's taxonomy places the organism in Eukaryota, Metazoa, Chordata, Mammalia, Rodentia, Cricetidae. The coding region runs from base 239 to 1339 and encodes 366 amino acids.